GUCCCAUUUCCCACGUUGACAGCCAUCGACGACUUCACUCGCAAAAUGGAUCCACCCACGACCACCGUCUCUUCGACACCCCUCGAUGCAGCGAGAAGGGAUAAGCAGCAACCCCCUCCGGAAACGAAGGAGAGCAUUUGGCUCCGACGGGCUGCGAUACUCUCCUUCUGGGCUGUUGUUGUUCUCCUGGGACUGCCCGUAUGGCUCAAGACGACUGCCAUUUACAGGGCGGAGCUGCCGCUGCAACACAUGACGGACUGGGCCGAAGGCAAGGUCUGCAAGCCAGUUUUCCCCCUGCGCAUCGCCGUCGAGUCCCCAAUUGCCUCUCCAGAUGGACUGCAUCUGGUUCGGAUGACACAGCAUGCGCUCGACGAUCUCAAUGAAUUCCCCGCGCAUCACCUCCGUCUCAUGCUCUCUGAUGCGCCCCUCCUGUCGAACGCGUCACAACAAGUCGUCCGCGAUGGGACGACCAUGAAGAGCGACGAUAAAGAUGUGGCUUUGGUUGUUCGGUUGAUACCUGUGGAGACGGGCGCAACGCCGCGAUCGCAGCUGCGGACACACUCGCCUACUCUAGAUGUAUAUUACUCGCCGAACCAGAUGCCUCUACAAUCCUCGACAGGCUCGCCUCUUGCGACCUUUGUGGCACAAGAGCUGCACAAGAUCUUCGCUGAAGAACAGGCACAGCUGGCACACCUUUUGUCUACCUCCGGUGUACAUGCCGCCAAUACCAGAUUGCUGUCUCCCGAGACCUCCGCGGAGCUUCAACGCCAGUCGACAAGGGCACUCAAGUAUGCUCCAACAUACCACCUGACCUUCUCGUUGUUCAGCCCGACAUACGCUCCUUCAGCAUGGGACGUCGACGCUGCCCUUCGGCACUAUCUAGCCCCAUUGCUUGAAUCUUUCUCAGCCAUCAGCAACUUCACCGUUGACACCCAAGUCCAACUCUACGCUACCUCCUCGCCUUCUAUUCGCCAACCUGAAUACGACGAAGAUGCUAAGGCCUGGAUGCUGCGCAAGGAAGACCUCAGCGGCUUCAUCAACGCUGCUGAAUGGCCUCUUAGUCCUAGCAUCGGCGAGGGACCGACUGUCAAUUUCAUCCUCUACGUGCCCGACAAGGAUCAAUCCCCACUCCUGGUCAAGGAGAAUGCGGGAACUAGCUGGCUUGUUCCUCAGUGGGGUGGUGUUCAUAUCUUGAACCUCGAACAUGAGUCAAGCACACCAUCUGCGUUGACGGCGGCUGCGCUCGCACCUGCUAUGCACACGUUUUCGAACCAACUCAUCUCGCUUUUUGGCUUACCACAAACUCCUGCUUCGCUGCCACUUCGAAUAUCGACUCUCGAACGCGUGCGGGCAGCCUCCCUCAUCUUUUCGGCUUCUUCAACUCUGGGCGCACUAGCUCAGGUGUAUCAGAAGCUUCCCUCGAUUCCUGUGCCUGACAACGUCGCUCAAUCGGCUGAUCUUACCAUUGUCCAUUUGCAGCAGGCUUGUGACUUCCUUCGGGAGGGUCGCUUCCAGAAUGCUUUGGAGCAUGCUCGAGUUGCUGAGAUCGAGGCCGAGAAAGCAUUCUUCGAGCGCUCUAUGGUUGGUCAAGUCUACUUUCCAGAUGAGCAUAAAGUGGCCGUUUAUCUGCCUCUACUGGGACCUGUAGCUGUGCCUUUGGUCAUGGCGGCAUUGAAAGAGCUGAAAUCAAUCGUGCCAAGGUGUCGCACUUUAGAAGAACCACGAGUCGAGUUCUUACAUUCGGCUAUGUCUCUUGUAAGACAUAAUUUGAGAUGCACGCAAAACCCCGCAGCGGGGGGAGCCACAUCUCCCCGCAUUGUGGUAUUAAGACCCGCCCAUUGCCUUGCAUUCUAUCGAGCGUAUUCUUCAAUUGUCAUUGAAGCACAUCCAUCUCACGCAAUGCCUCUCUCUGCUCAGGGUAUCCAGAGUGUCAAAGAUGUCCUUGACGACGCAGUACUAAAAGAAGGUUUAACCGGCUGUCCAGGCCUUGUAUUCCACGCCGUCGACAAGUCAGGAAAAACUAUUGCUGAGUAUGCAGCGGGUACUCGAGGUCUGGACUCGAAAGAGCCAAUGGAUCAAGACACAGUGUUUUGGAUCGCUUCCUGCACAAAGCUCGUCACCGGAAUCGCAGUGCUCCAGCUCGUCGAACAGAACAAGAUUCCUCUAGACGAUUCGGAAUUCGUCAAGAAGAUUGCUCCCGAGAUUGCAGAGAAGAAAGUCUACGCAGAUGGUGUUACGCCAACCGACCAGCAAAAGGGCGUCACAAUGCGAAUGCUCUUGUCACACACAGCAGGGUUCGCCUAUUCAUUCAUAGAUGGCCGGGCGCAGACCCCAAAUGGACUUGAAGGCGUUGACGGCAACAAAAGCGACAUACUCGAUUCCAAAAUGGUAAACCAGCCAGGCUCCAUGUGGGAGUACGGGAUCAGCAUGGACUGGGCAGGCAUCAUCCUCGAGCGUGUCUCCGGCCAAACCCUAGGCGACUACUUCGCCGAGCACAUCUUCGCGCCCCUGGGUAUCUCCCCCGAAAGCGCAUCCAUGUUCCCCUCCAAGCAGACGCAAAAGACGCUCGCACACAUGCACCAGCGCAACUCCACGUCCGGCCAGCUCGAAAAGCGCUCGCACCUCUACAGCGGACCCCUCAAGAAGGAAUACACAAAAGACGAGAAGAAAGACUUCCUCCAAUCCGGCGGCGCAGGCCUCUUCGCAAAACCAAACCAGUACACCAAGAUCCUAGCCGCUAUCCUGAACGGCGGAACGAGCCCGCAAACAGGCAAGACGAUCCUGAAGAAAGAAACUAUCGAUCUGAUGUGGGAGAAUCAGAUUCCGGACCAACCAAACUUCGCCCGCGGUGGCCCCCCACCCGCCAAACCCGAGCUCCUCGCGCAAACCCCCGAAUUCUACCCCCAGCCCAACGACCCCGCACAAGGCUGGGCGUUCGGCGGCUUUCUGACCAUCGAGCCGGGCCCGUCGGGGCGCGGCGCGAAUACCCUGUGGUGGAUGGGGCUGGCGAAUUGCUUUUGGUGGGUCGAUCGCGAAAAGGGCGUUGCGGGGAUGCUGGCCAGUCAGGUGCUUCCGAAUCCUGACCCGAAGGUUGUUCCUGCUUGGUUUAAUUGCGAGAAGGCUAUUUAUGAUAAUUUGGAGUGAGGAUCAUUCUGGCUGAGGGGAAAUGCGGUGUGGUGCGGUGCGGUGCGGUGCGGUGUGGCAAUUCAGUCUCAGAGAUGAGAUUACUUGAAACGAUUUUGUUCCUGAGCGCUGAGUUGUCUUGAUCUUUCACUGUUCAACUACACCUUUCCUGACUGCCCAUCACACCAACAAUAUCAAUUUGCAGAACAUCGAGGUACAAACGCACAACGUGGUGACAGUGACGGUGGCGGGGGUGGGGCUUAGUUACUUCCGACAUACCUAUUUUCGCCCGUUGGACAACACGAAAACACGAAAUGUCAGGAUUUGCCAUGUAUGUUCUUAUAUUUUGUGUAAAGCAUGACA
This is a messenger RNA of Dothidotthia symphoricarpi CBS 119687, 3486 nucleotides long. RefSeq names its product beta-lactamase/transpeptidase-like protein. Gene Ontology annotation, biological process: attachment of GPI anchor to protein. Gene Ontology annotation, cellular component: GPI-anchor transamidase complex. The transcript is spliced from 9 exons. The coding region runs from base 46 to 3144 and encodes 1032 amino acids. NCBI's taxonomy places the organism in Eukaryota, Fungi, Ascomycota, Dothideomycetes, Pleosporales, Dothidotthiaceae. The record is from RefSeq and is a predicted model, not a curated record.